AGCGGAGCGCCAGAGACGCGCGGCGCCCAGCCUCUAUUCGGACUCUACGUGCAUUUCGCGCAAGUUAAACUUUUGUUUAGUUGCAGGAAGAAGCGGAAAAUCUCUCUGCACCUGGUUUAAUGACUGUAGAAAUUCCCGGAGGAUUUUUUUUUGUUAAAAGGGAAGUCUAUUUUCUGCCCUGAAAAAGACCUUAAGUAGUCUUGUAACUGUACAAAGCUUGAGUCUCCUGGACCCGAAGCGAUCAUAAUGUCAGAUCUUUCUGUGAAUGAUCAUCUUGAGGGAAUAUUGUCAGAUUUCGAAGCGCUGAAGAGAUCCUUUGACAUUGAGGAUGUGGACGAGAUCCCUGCUUACUCUCCUUCCUCGAACCUCAGCUCACCUUUCAGUCCAAGUCCGGUCCUCAGCAAAGCCAAUGAUGGCCGAGGGCCGGCUAAUCAUGGGCCGCCCUCCUACCAAUCACGGAUCAGCGUCGGUUCAAGCCCCGCCCAGAGUCCAGUCAUGAAGAGCAAAAUGGUGACCAGCCUGUCGUUUAAUCGCGGGACCAUUGGAGUGGUCAGGGCCAAUGGCAACACAGGUUCUGGAAUCACCCGUGUCUCAUCAUUCCAGAGCAGAUUCAACCCAAAUGGCUUUUUGUCCUCCGGCCCGGGAAGUGACAAUGACAGCCUCCACAGCUCCUCCUCUAGCCUGGACUACCAAGGCACCUCCAAGGUCAGCUCAUUGGCCAGCCCUCCCCAGAGCCCCAUAGGGGUAAGCGAGUAUAAGCCCCAGCAUCUGGCCAACCCCGCCCUGAAGAAGUUUUCCUCGCAUGGCAACGUUUUCCACUCUGAGGUGGAAGCACCCACCCUCCUGGCCACAGAACCCGUAGGUGUCAACCAUGGCUCUAUGCCAUCCCUGGACCUCCAGAUCUCUGACAGCAGUGGGAGAAGAAAUGCGGGCCCCCUGGGAGUGAGGUAUGCUGGCAUGGCUCCCACUUGGGGUUCCAACCCUCUUGGAAGGGUUCCAUCAUUUUCGUCCAGCCCCCAGCCCCCCAAACCCAAAGAACCGGCCCGGCUCAGCAAGUUCCCUCUGGACCUUGAUAGCUUGGUGGCCAAACCCCAGGUUCCACUCCUUGAGGCUAUCCCGGCACCAAAACCGGCCCCUAAGCACAAUGGGAAUCUGAUCAGCCCCUCAAACACACCCAUCAUUCCCACCCACACCCUGGAUGCUGUCCCCCCAUCUCCGGGGUCCCUGCCCGUCCCCAGCAUCAGCGAGUCCCCCGUACCCCUCUCCCCAGCCCAAACCCCGCAGCUCAAGCUGGUAUCGCAGCCCCAAGUGGUCCAGCUCUCCCCCGACCCAGCGGCUCUGACCCCAGGUCCUGGCCCGGAUGUGCUGCAGGAUGCCGGGGAGACCGUGGGCUCCAUCCUUCAGAGGAUCGCGUCCUUUACACCGGCCAGCGCCGUGGGACUCAGACCCAGAGAGAGCAACCGCAGCAACGGGGUGCAGGAGCAAGAAACGGCUGUACAUCUCCAGCAGUUCCAACAAGACGACACGACGCAGGGCCCUGAGCCGCAGGUCCACAUGGCGGAGCGAAAGGCAGAGCUCGAGCAGCAGCCCUGCGUGGCCGAGCCCCGCCCCCAAGGUCAUGUGAUGGCCAUGGAGCCCCGCACCCAGGGCCGCAUCUCCGGCAGCGAGCUGAUUGGCUACGUGGGCAUCGAGGCGGUCCUGGACCAGAUGAAGCGCAAAGCAAUGAAGACUGGAUUCGAGUUCAACAUCAUGGUGGUGGGUCAGAGCGGACUUGGAAAGUCGACGCUGGUGAACACGCUCUUCAAGUCCAAAGUGAGCCGCAAGUCCUGCACUCCCGACCACGAGGAGAAGAUCCCCAAGACCGUGCAGCUGCAGUCAGUGAGCCACGAGAUCGAGGAGAAAGGUGUGAAGAUGAAGCUGACGGUGAUCGACACCCCCGGCUUUGGGGACCAGAUUAACAAUGAGAACUGCUGGGACCCGAUAGUGACGUACAUCAACGAGCAGUAUGAGAAGUACCUAGUGGAGGAGCUUAACGUCAACAGGAAGAGGAGGAUCCCGGACACACGUGUCCACUGCUGCGUCUACUUCCUGCCAGCCACGGGACAUUGCUUGCGGCAAAUCGACGUGGAGUUCAUGCAGAGGUUGGGGACGGUCGUGAGCAUCGUGCCCGUCAUCGCCAAGGCCGACACGCUCACCUUGGAGGAGAGGCUGGACUUCAAGGCCAGGAUAAGACAGAACAUGCAAGAUCAUGGGAUCAGGGUGUACCCACAGCGGGAGUAUGAUGAGGAUGAGGACGAUGCACUGCGCAAUGACAAAAUCAGGGAAAACAUCCCGUUUGCAGUGGUGGGCACGGACAAAGAGCACCAGGUCAACGGAAACAAGGUCCUAGGAAGGAAGACCAAGUGGGGGAUUAUAGAAGUUGAGAAUGUUGCACAUUGCGAGUUUGCCAACUUGAGAGAUUUGCUCAUCAGAUCCCAUCUGCAGGAUCUCAAAGAUGUCACACAGAACCACUACGAGGAAUACAGGGUCAGGAGGCUGAACGAAAGCAAUGCCCGAGGGCUAGAACUGUCCCCGGUGAACGGCUACGUGGCGAAGAGCGAUGCGGAGAGCCACCUCUGAGCAAGGAAGAGGAGAAGAGGAGAGGAAGAGAGGAAUGGAGGGAUCCAGCGUGAUGCUUAAUGCCCGCCCAACACAUCUGAAAGGAAGAAACUGUUCAAAUGCAUUGCGCCCCCCCCCCAUGGAAUCUUGUUUAAUUUCAUUUUUAUUUUUGUAGACAUUAUUUUCAAAUUUUUACUCCUUCAAUAUAUAAGAAUACACAUAUUUUGGAUAUUACGUGUGGUGAAAUUCACCAAAAGGUCAUUAUCUUAGAAUUGUAUACUGAGUGAGAAAAUCGAGUUAAAAAAAAACGCGUUAAAAUGUGUGCAGCGAGAUUAUUUUAAUAGAUUACCGGAUUAGUUCAUAAACUAAGGGUCCAUCGUCACAAAGAUCAUAAUCCCACACAGAACGUUCAGACCGUUGCGUUGGCUUUCAUUCCGCCUUUUUAUCAAUGAAAAAUGUGAUGUUUUGUUCAGUUUGCAUUUUAAUCGCGAUUUAUUCAGAGUUAAAGUUGUAUGUUGCAAAAUGUUUGUGUUUAUUUGUUUCUAAUCUUUAUACCCACUUAUUUUUAACCAAAUGGAGACGCUGGGUCUGUUAAUAGAUUUCCUCAAGAAGAUAGCAAUAAUGCUUCAGCACCGGGACUGCUACAAUAAGACUUUUAUACAGCGCUAAACAAUAGUCAGCUUCUGUCUUAUUUGCUUUACUAUUUUUUAUCGCCACUUCUUGGUCAGUGUUGACUGCAGUUUUACGGGGUAAAUAAACAAAUAGGCUCACUAA
Messenger RNA from Paramormyrops kingsleyae, 3372 nucleotides. It is a transcript of the gene septin12, whose product is annotated as septin 12. Gene Ontology annotation, molecular function: GTP binding. The record is from RefSeq and is a predicted model, not a curated record. NCBI's taxonomy places the organism in Eukaryota, Metazoa, Chordata, Actinopteri, Osteoglossiformes, Mormyridae.